AUGGCUUCCCCGAGGCUUAGUAGAAGGCUGCAGUCGCCGAAAGAAACGAUUCAGUUCAUCGACGAUUACGUCGACCCGAUCGAUUUUGUGAAUCCGAACGAGUGCAUGUCCAACUACGACCACCCUUGGGAUGCAAAUCUUACUGCGGCUCAUCAAAAUCGCCAAGCUCAAGCGAAGCUCAAAUCGCAGCAGCUCUCCCGACCCAGGCCAGGGGAUCAGCCAGUCGCGCAAGGAUGCAACUACGAUGAACCUUGGGGUGACAAUGGCUGCGAAUUCAUCCCCAGCGGCCCGCUUCAUCCGAAAAAGGAGCCUAUGCAAGCAUAUGAUGAUCCUUGGGUUCGGUCACAUGACAGAACGACGGUUUCAGGCGCAUCUGGAACCAUUUCCACCCUUUCUUCACACUCUUCAGGACAAUCUGGCCGUUCGCAAAAUCGAAAUAUGUAUCGACCUCCUCAAAUAAAUAAUUCCAGGCGUUCAAACGACCGUGCGAAUUUCCAGCCCGAUCCACGCCUCGUCGUCGACCCAUCCUUCGUGAACAAUCAAAAUCCCCGAUCGCAACAGCCAUCAGUCGCUCAAUCACACAAUAAUCCAAUCUACCACCAACGCUCCUAUUCCAAUCAAAUUCAAAGCCCAACGAAUCAUCCUCUUCAUGGAAAUCCUCAAAACUUGCACCCACCCUCUCUUCAUUCCAAUUUUCCAUUACGUCCGGCUCGCUCCCACGACUCACUGAGGCAUGAGGUAGUUUACGAUCACAUUCCAAGCACAUGUACACCAAUCAUCGCCGAAAGUCCGCUCGUCUUCCACCAACGACAAGAUUCGCAACCUCGAAAUCAAUCGGGCGAAGUUGGCUCAUCCGCGUAUCUACAGCAAUUACUCCGUCAGACGGAUGAUUCGAUUUCGACGUCGCUAGAUGACCUACUGUAUGGUCAGAGGAAUGUCAUUCAGCCUCCUGUUCCAAUGGCCAGAUCGAAAUCGCAGAGAAAUUCGUCUGGGAUGCGCAGACACCAGCCCAACGCCGGCCACAAGUCCCCAUCCCCCCACCGACGUCCCGUUAUGCAAUCGACAAUGAUGCGAAACCUGCAGCACUUUGCUGAACACGACAUUUACGCCAUCGAGCCGGUAAUGAAGUACUCGGCGCCGCACAACAUUGGCCACUCGAGUUCGACCGGUCGAUCAAGUGCGAGCGAUAAGAGUCAUUCUUCGGGAAACCAGACUUCCUCUUCAAGGUCACAGCAGGCCGAGUUGCUCGAUAAUAUGGAUUAUUAUCGCUCGACGAUGACGAGACACGAAGCCGAAAAGGUCUUGCACAACGAAAUCGAAGGCAGCUUCGUCGUCCGCCGCAACACCCAGAACCCGGAGUGGUAUUCCAUUUCUGUCAUGACCGACGACCAGGGCGUGCUCCAUCUCGUUAUUCAAAAAUCAGACUCUGGCCAUUGGUACAUCGGCGGUGGCGGCGUUAUCCAAGCUGAGUUUCCGUCUGUUCCCGACUUAAUCUCCUAUUAUCAGGAGCACUGUCUCAACAUUCGCGGAAUAGACUACCACGCAACAGAUAAAACGAUAAAAACCGCAAUUGAUCAAAAACUCCAAGAACUCAUAUCUUCCGAAGAAAACUCUGAAAACUCGCUUGAAUCGAAAAAAGCACAAGUUCUUCUUCGCAAAAUCGAGAAAACACUCCUUGACCCAAGUUUGCGGUCUUCGUAUGACUUCGAAAAUCGAAAUUUGAUCAUCCCGCAGAAAGAUGAAGAACUUGAAAAUAUCGGAGAAAGAGAGGAGAAUAUUUAUGUGUAUAAUAAUGCGAGGGAAGUCGUGACGCACGUGAAUUACUCGCUGGAAGAAAUUGAAGCGAUGGUCGAAGUCGGGCAAAUGGACGAAGUCGAUAAAACGGCAAAUACGAAGCAGCAAAGAAUGAUGUUCAUUGCUUUCGCGCUGCCACUGAUAUUCUUCUAUUUCACCUCUGUCGAGCCAGAGCGCUGUAUCUUUCGCCGCCGCCGGCUCACUUCAGAAGAAAAGAAAAUAAUUAUUGAAGAGGCUGCGAAAAUAAACGCACAAAAAUCAUCUGCAGAUUUUGUUGCUCCUGCUUUUAUUGAGCCUGCGAAGUUCGUUGAAAGCGCCUUGCCGCCACUUGAAGAUUUGAAAAGUAUUUUGAGACGCAAAGCGUUUGAAACGAAUAGUAUUGCUUUUUGA
Messenger RNA from Oikopleura dioica, 2184 nucleotides. The record is from the annotation of a GenBank genome assembly. Lineage: Eukaryota; Metazoa; Chordata; Appendicularia; Copelata; Oikopleuridae.